Messenger RNA from Limanda limanda (common dab), 1483 nucleotides. RefSeq names its product heparan sulfate glucosamine 3-O-sulfotransferase 3A1-like. The transcript has 2 exons. The record is from RefSeq and is a predicted model, not a curated record. The coding region runs from base 223 to 1329 and encodes 368 amino acids. Lineage: Eukaryota; Metazoa; Chordata; Actinopteri; Pleuronectiformes; Pleuronectidae. Gene Ontology annotation, molecular function: [heparan sulfate]-glucosamine 3-sulfotransferase activity.
UCCACACAAGCACCUGUGAGCUUUUAUUCUGAAGGUCUGCCCUCCCUAACCUGUACCACAGAGCUUCACUUUUAUUCUGGAGCCUGUGGAGACAGACGUGUGUUCGAUCCCUCUGCUCAGCCGUGGACCGAGUCUCCCUCCCCGGUGUCUUCAUGGAGAGGAGGCUGAGCAGUGCGAGCCCACCCUGGCUGUGGCUCCAGCAGCGACCACCCCGGGACCGGGAUGGCGUUUAGCCGCAUCCGCACCCUGGACCCCCCGUCGCGCAGCAUCCUCCGGAGAUCGGCGGUGAUGCUCGGCUCGCUCCUCGCCUCCCUGCUCCUCCUGCACCUCCUCCCCGACCGCUGCUGCUCCAUCACCCCGGUGUCCUCCUCCUCCUCCUCUUCCUCCUCCUCCGGGCGGCUCCUCCAGGACCUGAGGUCGCUGAGGACCAAGCGGCUGCUGUACGAGUGGACCCCCGGGGAGUCGCUCCUCCUGCCGGCCCCGGAUCUAGUCUCCUCCUCCAGGAAAGUGUCUCCGAGGUUCGCAGGUAAACUGAGUCCGCUCGGGGAGGGGAGCAAGAAGCUUCCGCAGGCUCUGAUCAUCGGGGUGAAGAAGGGAGGCACCCGGGCUCUGCUGGAGUUCCUCCGGGUGCAUCCGGACAUCAGGGCCGUGGGAGCGGAGCCGCACUUCUUCGACCGCAACUACGACAACGGGCUGGAGUGGUACAGGGAGCUGAUGCCCAAGACCCUGGAGGGCCAGAUCACCAUGGAGAAGACCCCCAGCUACUUUGUGACCAGAGAGGUCCCCGCCCGGAUCUCCGCCAUGUCCCGGGACACCAAGCUCAUCGUGGUGGUGAGGGACCCGGUCACCAGGGCGAUCUCCGACUACACACAGACACUGUCCAAGAAGCCCGACAUUCCCUCCUUCGAGAGCCUCACCUUCAAAAACAGGACUACGGGCCUCAUUGACACCUCGUGGAGCGCCAUCCAGAUCGGCAUCUACGCCAAGCACCUGGACAACUGGCUGCAGUACUUCCCCAUGGGCCAGAUCCUGUUCGUGAGCGGCGAGCGGCUGAUCAGCGACCCGGCCGGAGAGCUGGGCCGCGUGCAGGACUUCCUGGGGCUCAAGCGCAUCAUCACGGACAAACACUUUUACUUCAACCAGACCAAGGGUUUCCCAUGCCUGAAGAAGGCCGAGGGCAGCAGCAAGCCCCACUGCCUGGGCAAAACCAAAGGGAGGACCCACCCGAACAUUGACCCCGAGGUGGUGCAGAGGCUCCGGGACUUCUACCGGCCCUUCAACAUGAAGUUCUACCAGAUGACGGGACGUUUCUUCGGCUGGGAUGACUGAAUGGGACACGGAGGACCAUCUGGAAAUACCACGAUGGACGAGUGAGGGCCACUUUCAGAGGGAAAAACUUCUGAGAACAAAUUCGUGACAUUUCAAGAAAUAGCACUGAUAUUUUUUCAAAAAGUUUCAAUUUUAGUUGAAGUACAUUUGGAAA